AUGUUAGGAAGCCUAGAUUGCCUCCACUGGGCAUGGGGUUCUUGUCCGAAUGUCCAUAAAGGGCAAUACACCCGAGGCGAUCAUGGUUAUCCAACCGUUAUACUUGAAGCGGUGGCCUCACGGGAUAUGUGGAUAUUACAUGCAUUCUUUGGCUCAACUGGCUCCCUUAAUGACAUCAAUGUUAUUAACAUGUCUCCGUUACUUGACGACAUAUACAACGGGACUGCACCCGACUCCUCUUUUCAAGUAGUUGGAACAUCGUAUAGGAACGGGUAUUAUCUGGUGGAUGGGAUCUAUCCGGAGCGUGAUUGUUUUGUGAAGUCAUUGUUCUUGUCCAAAUGA
Lactuca virosa is the source of this 342-nucleotide messenger RNA. Lineage: Eukaryota; Viridiplantae; Streptophyta; Magnoliopsida; Asterales; Asteraceae. The record is from the annotation of a GenBank genome assembly.